Mycena citricolor is the source of this 4975-nucleotide messenger RNA. Lineage: Eukaryota; Fungi; Basidiomycota; Agaricomycetes; Agaricales; Mycenaceae. The record is from the annotation of a GenBank genome assembly.
CCCCACUCACUACUGUCAUGACCAAAUCCCCCGCCCAGGCGCUCCUCGACAAGGCCGACAAGAAAGCCGCCUCGUCUUCUGGAUGGUUCUCCUCCUCCAGUACGAAGUUUGAGGAAGCUGGAGACUUGUACCAACAGGCGGCCAACCUGUUCAAGAUCGACAAGCAGUUCAAGGAAGCGGGUGACGCAUUCGCUCGCGAAGCUGAAUGCCGUGAGAACUGUAAGGAGGUCAAUGAAGCCUCCAAUGCAUGGUGGAAUGCCGCCAAGGCCUACAAGCGUGGAUAUCCCGAACUCGCCAUCCAGGCGCUGACCCACACCAUUGUUCAUCUCACGCAAUCAGGGCGUUUCCGCCAAGCUGCAGACAGGGAGAAAGAGAUUGCCCAGAUCCAUCUCCAGGAGAAUAAUGAUCUUCGGAAAGCUUGCGAAAGCUUCGAGAGAGCUGGAGAGUGGUAUGCGCAAGAAGACAACAGCGCCACGGCCAAUGCCUGUUUCAAGGAUGCCGCAGAUCUUCACGCUGAUCUUGAGGAAUACCCUCACGCUAUCAGUCUGUAUGAGCAGGUUGCUAACCACUCCUUGAGCUCAGCCUUGACCAAGUACAAUGUCAAAGAGUAUUGGUUGAGGUCCGGGAUGUGCUCCCUUGCCAUGCAGAAUGAUACCGUCUCAGCCAAGAGAAACGUCACCAAAUACACAAAUCAGGACCCUUCCUAUGCGAGCACCCGUGAAGCCAAAUUCCUCCAGGCGUUAAUUAGCGCUGUGGAAACCGGCGAUGCUGAGGCGUUCACUGGGGCGGUUGUCGAGUUCGACCAAGUGACGAAGCUGGACAACUGGAAGACGAGCAUGCUGCUCAAGAUCAAGCGCUCGCUGCAAGAAGUCGAGGUCGACACCGGUAUCAUGUGAACGGGACAUUUAAUCCGUCUCCGUAGGACUGUACACUACUAUAUAAUUUAUACGUGGUCCAAUGGACGUGCCUUAGCUCUAGACGUCAUCGGGUUGCUUCGGCCGACGCCUGUCCUUCCUCAACCUCUCGCGUCGUCGCGUCGAUGGCGAUCGUACUAUAUGUCUUGCUCCGGGGUUUACACUUCAUACACUCUUUAGUGGCAUUCUUUUCCGCCCUCCGACUCCGCUUCUUCGUGUCUUUACCUCUGCCACUCUCUGCGACACGUAGGAGAACUCCACGUCAUCUAGCCCUAAUAGUCGUCUCCAACCCCCACGACGGCCGCAAACUCACUCAGGACUACCUGCUAGAGACUACAAAACGCCUCGUGACUUGGUGCCCUGCCGCAAAUAUCGAGAAAUGCACGGUCUACGACUAUGAAGACCUCCUCUCUGAUUCUGUGCACGAAAUCGCACCGAACGCGUUGGCCCAUGACACGGAUUCAGACUCAGACACUCAGUAUCCUUUAACACCACCUCCCUCUGAACAUUCCGAAUCUCGGCCAUUGUCGCCGCAGAACGAUGGGAAUGUGUGCGCGGUUACUAUCCGAAUUCCGGGCAGUCCGCGCCAACGGCGUUUGUCAAAGUCCGGUCUUCGAGAACGACAUGCUUCUCGCUGCUCGGCUCGACCGCUGACUCUGUGCAUCGCAUCGCGGCAAUGCUCGAAACCUGCGCUUGCAGUAGCAGCUGUGUCCCUUGCUCGCCAACAGAAAAAGACGGGGCAACCGUCAGAUGUAACAGUUGAGGCGCUAACAUCUGUCUUGGAAGGUCCAGGGUCUGUAACCGCGCCGGACUUCCUAAUCGUGUACCACUUGAAACCCUCGCCGUCGAACCAACCGCCUUUGGAAUUGCACGGUUUUCCGCCCUGGCAAAUCAGGCUGACCGAAAUAUACCAUUGCUGUAAACGCCGCUCAUUGCUUCGACGCGUGUGGAACCUCAUCAUGCGGAGGGCCGGCGAGAGCGGCUCGCAGCUUAUGUCUGAGCUGGAUCUGCGAGCUGCAUUAGAUGAGUAUGCAGAUGCUGAGAUGAGGUUCGGGCGCUAGACUCGUAGAAUGCUUGAACUUGUAGAGUAUUCGACUCAUUGGCCCAGUCUUUGCCCGAUCAUUCUUCCGCUUCAACGACGAACGUGAGGGAAAUCAUCGAUGAAGAUCAUCAGGCUGUGCUUCGACAUACGAUUCAUAUAAAUAAGAACGACCCUGAACGUCCCGGCGCAAUUUCAAGAGCGAUGUCCCUCUCGAGCAAACCCAACAGCAAGAUCCAGUACUCUACCGAGACCGAAGUCAUCAGCAGAGUCAAGAAACGGAUCGUGGUGUGCUGCGAUGGAACUUGGCAAGACGGCGUCUCGACCGCCAACAGACAGGCUUACACCAAUAUUCUCCGUCUAGCACGGACUGUGAACCAUGAAGACACCCGUUUCGACCCGCCUAUUCCGCAGAUUGUGUUCUACCAGUCUGGGAUCGGUUCGGACAAGGGAUUCUAUUCCGAAUAUGUCGUCGGGGUCACCGGAUCCACCUUAGCGGACAAGGUCGAAGAGGCAUACUCGUUCAUUGCGCACAACUAUUUCCCUGGCGAUGAGAUUUUCCUCUUUGGCUUUUCGCGCGGAGCCUACACCGCUCGAAUGGUCGCGAUGUUCAUUAACUCGAUCGGUGUUCUGAAUCGAACAGACAUGGACUAUUUUGCGGAGAUCUUCCUGACUUACCAGAAAUUGGGAAAGAGCGGGGAUCAUGAAGAGACUCAUGCACUGCGCGAAAAGCUCGCGACGUGGACAAGCCACACCUCGCCAGGCAAAGUUCGGGCCGUGUCUGCCGAAACGAAGUUUUCUGUCAAAUUCCUGGGCGUGUUCGACACUGUUGGAAGCCUGGGCAUGCCAGAAGAGAUCUCCCAUCGCUCGGAACACGUGCGAAACAUUUUUGGAUUCAACGACCGGGUACUCGGCGAUCACGUGCAGUAUGCCUACCAGGCGCUUGCUCUGAACGAAAAUCGCGAAGAUUUUGACUGCUGCAAAUUCGAACAAUCGGCUGCCGGACUGGCCAAAGGUCAAACCCUCCAGCAAUGCUGGUUCACGGGUUCGCAUGCUGACAUCGGCGGCGGAUAUACGCAACACGAUCUGUCUGAUCUGACUCUAUUUUGGAUGGCUUCCAAUCUCGAAAAACAUUUGUCUCUGGACUAUAAAUACCUGGGCUCUCUUCCACACCCGAGCGCGCCGUGGGGCGCGCUUCCUGCCCACAACACUGAUGUGGGUGUUUUCGCCCUCGCGAAAACCAUCCAACGCAAGCUCCCGACCGAGACGGAUAAUAUCACCCACGAAAUGAUUCAUGCUUCUGUUAUUCAACAGAAGACGUUGACCAGUGCGAUCAGCGCUGACCUAGCGGCGCACCCGGAGCUCAUUGCCCCUCUUGCCCCGCUUGAAGAUGCCCUGCGCCAUAACUGGAGCCUGCUGCCCCCGGCAGAGCGCGACCCGAGCAUCCCGCUCGGCACAACUGCCAAGGAAGUAGCGACGACCACAGACACCGGACUCACUACCGAGUCCGGGCAGCGCGUCCGGGAACGCAACUGGCUCGGUCGAGUUGCAUCAUCUGUUAAAGACGCACUGAGCUCCCUCGACGAAUAAAAUGUAGCCAAGUACGAUAGCAAGUGGGAAUGACAUCGCAAACUUGAGCCAGAAUAUUUCUCCCCUAUCUUAUCUCUCAAUCUGCCGAUAUCGCGAUGCAUUCUCACGCAUCCAUCAGAUCCCAAACUUUCGGCGGCGGCGAGUCGCGACUUAUCUUCUGCCUUUCCUUGAGCUUCCCUUGUACUAACAUCAUCUCAUGAGUAAGAAUUCAAGUGCGGUAUGUAUGACAUCAUCCGUCGGGUUCUCAUGACUGUAUGAAUUGCCGGACAGAGCUACCGCCCUCUUCCCGUCUCCGACCUCGAGGAGGCCCCAGGCUCACUCGCCGACCCCAAAUCCACGACCAAACGCGCCGUUUUCCGCAUCCUCGCCGCCGCCGCGCUUGCCGUUAUGUUGUUCUCCGGUCUGCGCCAGGUGACGCGUCUCGCGUGCUCCAAGGGCGUCCAUCGCAGCAUGGGAACUGCCACGUACGGGCUCCCCACGCACCGCACCCUUCCCUCGGGCGACCAUAUUCCGUCCGUCGCGUUGGGCGUGUGGAAGGCGGAGAAGAAUCAGGUUGGCGAGGCCGUCAAGGUCGCGCUCGAAGCUGGGUACCGUCACAUUGAUGGCGCAUGGAUCUAUCGUAAUGAGGCCGAAGUCGGUCAAGCACUGAAAGAAAGCGGGGUUCCUCGCAAAGAUGUUUGGCUCACGUCCAAGUUGUGGAACAGUUUCCACGCACCUGGAGAUAUCGAAGGUACUCUGGACGAUUCUCUGAAGAAGCUGGGAACAGAUUAUCUCGACUUGUACCUCAUUCACUGGCCUGUCGCGCAGAAAGUUGCAGGGAAGGGUUACGACAAGGAGCUCACUGAGAACCCGUACCCGACCUGGAAGAAGUUGGAAGAGCUUGUCGAGAAGGGCAAGAUUCGAAACAUUGGUGUCAGCAAUUUCAAUAUCCGCAGACUGGAGAACUUGACCUCGAACCCUCUGAAGAUCAAGCCUGCUGUACUGCAGGUCGAAAUCAGCUACCUGUUCCCGCAGCCGGAGCUCUUGCAAUGGUCCAAGGACAAUGGUCUCCUCCUUGAAGCGUACUCGCCAUUAGGUGGCGAUGGCCGCGUAGGCGAGACCCUGAAUAUGCCUGUGGUGAAGGAGAUUGCGGACGAGCUCGGGAUGACCCCCGCCCAGGUCAUCAUCUCAUGGCACGUCCAGCGCGGUGUCAUCGUUUUACCCAAGAGUGUGACACCGUCGCGAAUCGUCGAGAAUCUGCAAGUGAAAGCGUUGCCACCUGCCUUGUUCGAGAAACUCGAAAAGGCCGCGGUCUCGCAUCCGCCUGCGGCACGGCUCAAUCCUAGCAAAACUUGGGGGCUGGAUUUCGAUAUUUUUGAAUGAUGUUACGAUAGAACUCAGUCAAGUAGACAGUCCAAGUGGAAAUAAUAAGGUUUGGACUUGCACUACAUAA